GGCGUUCACACCGGCCAGGCAGUAGCCCUGGUGGGCCUUUUGAUAUGUAAAGGAUAGCUGUGUGCUAGCGAAGGCGAAAGUCGUGUAGACCUCUUAUAAACGACGCACUGUCUGGCAAUACCCUCGCUCGGAACUCGGAACUUGCCGUCCGGCUCUAGCAGUGCCUUCCCACACAUCGUCAGCCACCAACACCAUCCUGACAUCUCCUUUACCGUUGACGACUGCAAACAAGAUGCGCGUGCUCUGUCUUCACGGCUUUGGCCAGGUGCGUCUCCCAUAUACCAACCAUCGUCGCUCGAACCUGACAGCGUUGAUGACGCGACUUUGUGAUUGCCAAACAGAAUGGCGAAACCUUUCGCAAGCAGCUAGAGCCUUUGAAGGCACAUCUGCCAUCGGACUGGACGUUGAUCUGCCCAAAUGGACCUUUCGUGUCGUCGGGAAUAGGACACGUCACAUAGUGAGCUUGCGACCGACGAAUCACCUUGAUCCCAUCAGACCGCCCGUGCUGAUGCCCACUUCAUCUGCCAACAGCGGUCAAGUCAAAUCCAACAUGAAGCAAGUAGUAGGUGGCGCCGAAAGUGCGCCACCACUGUCCGGCGCUCGCAAAGACUCGAUUGAAUCCUCGACGUCACCAAAAGAGAGCGCUUCAACUACCAAGCAGCAGGCUCCACUUCCUCCGCAAGCCUUGCUUGCUUUUGCGGCCAAGCGCCUCAAGAUGGGCAUGCUGACAGAGCUCAGCACCAUGGAGCGCGCUCCUUACGCCGAGGACAACGACAAGCAUGCCGACUCUCUCCAUCAAAGCCUGGGCGAAAUUCAGCAGCUGAUCGACGCUGUGCCGCGAGAGCAAAUUGACAGUGUGGAAGCGUUGCCAAAACACGCUCAUGCCUACAGUGCGUGUCGAUGUUGGAGAAUGACAGUAGAUAGAUUGCUGACGAUUUCAUUCUGUGCGCAGCCUGGCUUGCCCAAUCGCAGGCGCACAAAGGCAAAGGCGGGGCCUGGGUUGGCACCGAUCUUGCGCUGCAAAGAAUCUCGGAGCUGAUGCACACUCACGGACCAUUUGAUGGCAUGAUUGCUUUCUCGAGCGGUGCCCCUUCGGGUAAGUGUCGUCAGCUCUGAAACUGCGCGACCGCGCGACGCUUCUGAAUCUCGUCCUCAGCACUUCAAGCCGCCAUGACGCUCGAGCAGCCUCAAUGGGGGCGCU
Molecule: messenger RNA, 1201 nt
Organism: Ceraceosorus guamensis
Lineage: Eukaryota; Fungi; Basidiomycota; Exobasidiomycetes; Ceraceosorales; Ceraceosoraceae
Exons: 1
Coding region: 233-1039 (268 amino acids)
Source: RefSeq, a predicted model, not a curated record